AUGGCUGCUAAAAAACUCAUUUAUCCUGCGGCGGAUCGUAAUAAGGAUCCCAUAUUAGCGGUUUUAAAACGAUACAUCCAACAAUGCGACGUCAAUCAGAGCUUCUUGGAGAUAUCCUCCGGUUCAGGACAACAUGUGACGCAUUUCGCACCGCAUUUUCCACACGUCACCUUUUAUCCCUCGGAGUACGAGCCGCGACUUUUGGAGAGUAUCGCCGCACACGCACACGGACAUUCGAACAUAAAAAGUCCCAUUAGAAUUGAUGUCACCACGGACUAUCGUCUAUGGGGUAAUGGUAUCUUUAAACCGAACAGCUUAGAAUACAUAUAUAACGCAAACAUGAUGCAUAUUUCGCCGUAUCAGUGUACCAUCGGUUUAUUUAAUAACGUUGGCCAAUUGCUAAAACCGAACGGACUGUUAAUUACAUAUGGACCAUAUGCCUUUGAUGGUCAAAUCACACCGCAGAGUAAUAUAAAUUUCGACAAGUCCUUGAGAUUGCAGGAUCCAAGUUGGGGUUUACGAGAUGUAAGAGAUUUGAAAAAGUUGGCUGAGGAGAAUAAUAUUAAAUUAAUCGAGAUUAUGGAUAUGCCUGCUAAUAAUAAGACGUUAAUUUGGAGAAAAAGUAUGCAUUUGUAA
Nylanderia fulva is the source of this 636-nucleotide messenger RNA. NCBI's taxonomy places the organism in Eukaryota, Metazoa, Arthropoda, Insecta, Hymenoptera, Formicidae. The record is from RefSeq and is a predicted model, not a curated record.